UUGAGACCGCCGCUGUCCUCCGCUUCGAGAUCCUCACAAAGACCUCGGAACAGGAUGUUGGCCCACAUGCUCUCGUUCGGCCGCUCGCUGGUGCGGAGGAAGGUGGUGAACAUGGACAGUCUGGAGGACUCCAAGCUGUGCCGCUGCCUGUCCACGCUGGACCUCAUCGCCCUGGGCGUGGGCAGCACCCUGGGGGCGGGGGUCUACGUGCUGGCCGGCGAGGUCGCCAAGGGCAACUCGGGCCCCAGCAUCGUGGUGUCCUUCCUCAUCGCCGCGCUGGCCUCCGUGAUGGCGGGGCUCUGCUACGCCGAGUUCGGCGCCCGUGUGCCCAAGACCGGCUCCGCCUACCUGUACAGCUACGUCACCGUGGGGGAGCUCUGGGCCUUCAUCACCGGCUGGAACCUCAUCCUCUCCUACGUCAUUGGAACCUCCAGCGUGGCCCGAGCGUGGAGCGGGACGUUUGACGAGCUCAUCGGCGAGCACAUCGAGCAUUUCUGCAAAACCUACUUCAGGAUGAGUUCUCCUGGCCUGGCCGAAUACCCAGACUUCUUCGCCGUCUGCCUCAUCUUACUGCUCUCAGGGCUUCUGUCGUUCGGAGUAAAGGAGUCUGCCUGGGUUAAUAAGGUCUUCACCGCCGUCAACGUGCUUGUGCUCAUGUUCGUGAUCAUCUCGGGAUUUGUCAAGGGUGACCCCCUCAACUGGAAGAUCUCCGAAGAAUCUCUCAUCAAUGUCACAAUCGUGACAAGGAAUCUGUCAUUUGCCGAUAAUGUCACCAGCGAUUACGGUGUGGGCGGCUUCAUGCCGUACGGGUUCGGAGGAACGCUGGCUGGAGCGGCCACCUGUUUCUACGCCUUCGUUGGGUUCGACUGCAUCGCAACCACAGGUGAGGAGGUGAAGAACCCGCAGAAGGCCAUCCCUGUGGGCAUCGUGGUGUCCCUGCUGGUCUGCUUCCUGGCCUACUUCGGCGUGUCAGCCGCCCUCACCCUCAUGAUGCCCUACUACCUGCUGGACGCCAAGAGCCCCCUGCCCAUGGCCUUCGAGUAUGUCGGGUGGGGCCCCGCCAAGUACGUGGUGGCAGUGGGGUCGCUGUGCGCCCUGUCGACAAGCCUGCUUGGCUCCAUUUUCCCCAUGCCACGGGUAAUCUAUGCCAUGGCUACGGACGGGGUGCUUUUCAAAGUGUUAGCCCGAAUCAAUCCUAAGACCAAGACCCCUCUAAUUGCCACAAUGACCUCUGGAAUAGUCGCAGCCAUCAUGGCCUUCCUGUUUGACCUCAAAGCCCUGGUGGACAUGAUGUCCAUUGGAACUCUGCUGGCCUACUCCCUGGUGGCCGUGUGCGUUCUCAUUCUUAGGUAUCAGCCAGACUACACCCAGGAGAAGCCCAGGAUCAACGGCGAGACCGACGCCCUGACCUUAGAGGAGCGCGACCGGGAGUGCGAGGCGACCGGGUCGGAUUCGUGUCUGAGCGUGCUGAAGUCCGAGGGGCUAACCCGGCGCUGCGUCUUCUCCUCCUCCAUCCUGCCCACCGAGCAAACCUCCACCGUGGUCAACGCCGCCGUCACCGCCAUAGUGCUGGUGGUCUGUGUGGUUAGCUCACUCACCACGUAUAAAGGACAGGCCAUUCUGGACCUGGAGCCCUGGAUCCUCUGCGUAUUGUUCGUGGCCAUCUUCAUCUUCUUCAUCUGCGUCUUCGUCAUCUGGAGGCAGCCUCAGACACAGAAGAAGGUCUCCUUCAUGGUGCCUUUCCUGCCCUUCCUGCCGAUCCUCAGUAUAUUUGUGAACGUGUACCUCAUGGUCCAGCUGAGCGGGGACACCUGGAUCCGAUUCUCCGUCUGGAUGGCCGUGGGGUUCGUCAUCUAUUUCGGCUACGGCAUGUGGCACAGCGUGGAGCGCCAGCGCCAUCGCCAGCGGCAACGGUAGGCCUCCGUCUGCAGCCCCGCCCGUGAGCAGCCCCAGA
Messenger RNA from Conger conger (European conger), 1954 nucleotides. It is a transcript of the gene slc7a2, whose product is annotated as solute carrier family 7 member 2. The record is from RefSeq and is a predicted model, not a curated record. The coding region runs from base 55 to 1917 and encodes 620 amino acids. The transcript is spliced from 12 exons. NCBI's taxonomy places the organism in Eukaryota, Metazoa, Chordata, Actinopteri, Anguilliformes, Congridae. Gene Ontology annotation, molecular function: amino acid transmembrane transporter activity. Gene Ontology annotation, cellular component: plasma membrane. Gene Ontology annotation, biological process: amino acid transport; transmembrane transport.